AUGAUGUCACUGAUUUUCUUCGCUUUAAUCGUUUCCUCGUUUGCUCAAUAUCAGCCACCUUCGCAACAAGUUGUCAAUGGUCCCAAAUACCAGCAGCCAAUUUUCUACCAACCACCAUCCCACAAUCAGCAAUACAUGCUUCCUUAUUUCAUUCGUCCAAGUCAUCCUUACUCAUUCAAUCAACUUCCAUACACUGGGGUCAACACAAUUGGAUCUCCCUAUCAGAUGUAUGAUCUCGUUGUAAGACCACAACCUAAGCAGAUGCCAAAGCCUAGUUAUCAACAGAUAAAUCCAUUCCUUGCUAACUUACCACAGGCAAAUAAUGUCUACGGAGCACCUGUUGAAAGCCAAGGAGCAAACAGUGUUUAUGGAGCACCAAGCGGAGAGAAAAGCUCUCAAGCCAUUGAAGACACAUGGGAAGCCUUAGAAGCCUCGCUUAACGAUGAUUUGUAA
Messenger RNA from Caenorhabditis bovis, 453 nucleotides. Lineage: Eukaryota; Metazoa; Nematoda; Chromadorea; Rhabditida; Rhabditidae. The record is from the annotation of a GenBank genome assembly.